AAUCGAACAAAAUUACAGCGAAGAGUUAGAAAGGGAGCUAAGAAAAUUUUUAAUGGCAGAACUGAGCAGUUGCAUUAGUAAUGCUUCACCUCCAAGUACAAGAACAACACAAAGGUUACUUGGUAAGGUGGCACUAGUAACCGGAGCAGCAGCCGGAAUAGGCGAGAGCAUUGUACGACUAUUCCACAGCCACGGUGCAAGCGUAUGCAUAGUAGACAUCAACGACAAAGUUGGCCAACGCGUAUGUGAAUCAAUCGACGACUGUAAAGUAAUCUUCUUCCCUUGCGACGUGUCCAAGGAAGACGAUAUCAAACGUGCAAUUGAUUUCACAGUAGAAAGAUUCGGAACUCUCGAUGUUGUUGUCAACAAUGCUGGGAUCUCGGAUACUCCUUUCAAGGGGAUCUGCGAUGUGAACUCCUUCGAGUUGGACAACGUACUAGACUUAAACGUAAAGGGUACAAUCUAUGGGAUGAAACACGCUGCACGAAUUAUGAUCCCGUUAAGAAAAGGUUCCAUAAUUUCGCUCAGCAGUGGUGCAGCCGUUAUAGCAGGAGUGUGUCCUCAUGUGUAUACGGCUUCUAAACAUGCUAUUAUAGGCCUAACAAAGAAUGUGGCAGCCGAACUAGGGAAAUAUGGGAUACGAGUCAAUUGUGUUUCUCCUUACGCGGUUUUAACAAACAUGGCCUUAGCUCAUGUACCAGAGGAUGAGAGGACGGAUGAUGUGGUUGCGGGGUUUCGAGAUUUUGUUAAGAAGAAAGCAAACUUGCAAGGGGUAGAGUUGACAACCGAGGAUGUCGCAAAUGCCGUGUUAUUCUUAGCAAGUGAUGAAGCUAGGUAUAUAAGUGCUGAGAAUCUUGUGGUUGAUGGGGGGUUUGCUUCUGUGAAUCACACUUUAGGAAACUUUAGAUGAUUUUGCUGCCACAUAGGUAGUCUUGGUUAGUUGGGAUAUGUGGGUUUGGGUUUAGGUUUUAAUAAAACUAAGGGAUUUUAUUAAGAUAGGGUGGUGUAAGAGGUUUGUUUUUAGUAUGGAUGAGACUCGAUAUUCGAUAUUUGAUAUUCAAUUGGCUUCUUCAACCAAACGAAUGGCGACUUGUAUGUUUUGAGGCCUUUAACUGUUCUAGUACAAGAUGAGUAAUCGUUCUAGUUUUCGUUUACCAAAAACUUGGAAUUUCGUGUGAGAUCAUUUGUCACUUUGCCAUAUAUCGUAACUUAAUUUGGUAAAUUCAUUUUUAUGUGGUUUUACUAGCAUUGAUA
Messenger RNA from Amaranthus tricolor (Joseph's coat), 1254 nucleotides. RefSeq names its product (+)-borneol dehydrogenase 2-like. Gene Ontology annotation, biological process: abscisic acid biosynthetic process. Gene Ontology annotation, molecular function: xanthoxin dehydrogenase (NAD+) activity. The coding region runs from base 53 to 910 and encodes 285 amino acids. The record is from RefSeq and is a predicted model, not a curated record. The transcript has 2 exons. Gene Ontology annotation, cellular component: cytosol. Lineage: Eukaryota; Viridiplantae; Streptophyta; Magnoliopsida; Caryophyllales; Amaranthaceae.